AUGCAACAGCCCAAGUCGCAGCCCAAGCCAGCAGCUCAAGUCGCAGCCCAAGUAUUCUUUUACCUGACGUUGCCACUCACGUACUUAUCGCAACGUCAGAACUACUGGACACCGGUGGACUCGCAUGUCCUGCUGGGAGCAGCGUCCACAGCUUUUGUGCCUCAUGUUGACGCUCCAGUAGCUUGUGGGGUUGGUGCAGUUGUCAAUCGAUGUGAUGAGUACGCAUGCCCUACGAACCAGUACAAGAGACACCACAUCCAGCAGCUUCAACUGCCGACAGUUGACCACUUAUAUCCGUCACUUGAGGCAUUAACAGCAGCCGUUGCGUUUAUCCAGAUGCAGAAACAACGGGAGUCAGGACGAGUAUCUGAAUGGGAAAACGCCACGUGCGCAAAGUUGCUUUACUUGCAUCCAGAUGUCCGUGCGUUCUACCACAAGGUUUGGUCGUUGAAUGAAGGUGACAAGCAGGAUGAAGAUGGAGUGCUGCCAAGGAGAAAGAAAAAAGAUCCGGAUGCUGUCAAUCAGAAACCUCGCGUUGAGAACGUCAAUGCGUUGCUGGAUAUCCACAUGGACCGAACUUCGAACGGUACAUGA
This is a messenger RNA of Peronospora matthiolae, 594 nucleotides long. The record is from the annotation of a GenBank genome assembly. Lineage: Eukaryota; Oomycota; Peronosporomycetes; Peronosporales; Peronosporaceae.